CGGCAGGCGGCGCUGGGCGGGGCCGGCAGCGCGCGGGGGGCGUGGCGCCGGCGCACCAAGAUGGCGACACCCGCAGUCCCCCCCGCAGCUCCCGCCCCGCCGCAGUCCGGCCCGGAGACGCGCUAGAGCCGCCGCCGCGAGCUGACCGGUCCAGGGUGCGACAUCACUAAAGAAGCUGCUGCAGGAUGAAAAGAUGGCAGCGCGGCUGCUCGCACCACCAGGCCCUGAUAGUUUUAAACCUUUCACUCCGGAGUCUCUGGCGAACAUCGAGAAACACAUCGCGGAGCUGAAGAAGAAGAAGCAGCGCCCAAAGCAAGACAGCAGCCACCGGGACGACGAUGAAGACAGCAAACCAAAACCAAACAGUGACCUUGAGGCGGGGAAGAAUUUGCCUUUCAUCUACGGGGACAUCCCAAAAGGCCUGGUUGCUGUACCGCUGGAGGACUUUGACCCUUAUUAUAUGACCCAGAAAACCUUUGUAGUACUAAACAGAGGGAAAACACUCUUCCGAUUUAGUGCCACACCUGCCUUGUACAUUUUAAGUCCUUUUAAUCUGUUUAGAAGAAUAGCUAUUAAAAUUUUGAUACAUUCAGUAUUUAGCAUGAUCAUUAUGUGCACUAUUUUGACCAACUGUGUAUUCAUGACUUUUAGUAACCCGCCCGAAUGGUCGAAGAAUGUGGAGUAUACAUUCACUGGUAUUUAUACAUUUGAAUCACUUGUGAAAAUUAUUGCCAGAGGUUUCUGUAUAGACGGCUUUACUUUCCUACGAGAUCCAUGGAACUGGCUAGAUUUCAGUGUGAUCAUGAUGGCAUAUGUCACAGAGUUUGUGGACCUUGGGAAUGUCUCAGCAUUGAGAACUUUCAGAGUUCUCCGAGCUUUGAAAACUAUCUCUGUUAUUCCAGGCCUGAAGACCAUUGUGGGUGCCCUAAUUCAGUCUGUGAAGAAGCUGUCGGAUGUAAUGAUCUUGACAGUGUUUUGUCUCAGUGUCUUUGCUCUCAUCGGGUUGCAGCUCUUUAUGGGCAAUUUAAGGAACAAAUGUGUAAUAUGGCCAAUUAACGUGAACGAGACUUUCCUGGAUAACGGCUCGAAGGGCUUUGACUGGGAGGAAUACACCAACAAUAUGUCAAAUUUUUACAUAAUUCCUGGCGCCCCUGAUCCUUUGCUCUGUGGUAACAGCUCGGAUGCAGGCCAAUGUCCGGAGGGUUACACGUGCAUGAAAGCAGGACGGAACCCCAACUACGGUUACACGAGCUUUGACACUUUCAGCUGGGCUUUCCUGGCUUUAUUUCGCCUUAUGACUCAGGACUUCUGGGAAAACUUGUAUCAAUUGACCUUACGAGCAGCAGGAAAAACCUACAUGAUCUUCUUUGUCUUGGUGAUCUUUGUGGGAUCGUUCUACCUGGUCAAUCUCAUUUUGGCUGUGGUGGCCAUGGCUUAUGAAGAGCAGAACCAGGCCACGCUGGAGGAGGCAGAGCAGAAAGAGGCAGAAUUUAAGGCCAUGUUGGAGCAACUGAAAAAGCAGCAGGAAGAAGCACAGGCCGCUGCCAUGGUCACUUCGGCAGGGACCGUCUCUGAGGAUGCUGUGGAAGAUGAUGGUGGGGGGAGGAUGUCUCGGAGCUCCUCUGAGAUUUCCAAACUCAGUUCCAAGAGUGCCAAGGAGCGUCGAAACAGGAGGAAGAAGCGAAAGGACAAGGAACUGUCAGAAGGAGAUGAGAAGUGUGACACUGAGAAGGUGUUCAAGUCCGAGUCUGAGGAUGGCAUGAGGAGGAAGGCAUUUAGGCUGCCAGAUAACAGGCUAGGAAGGAAGUUUUCCAUCAUGAACCAGUCUCUCCUCAGCAUCCCAGGCUCCCCUUUCCUCUCCCGACACAACAGCAAGAGCAGCAUCUUCAGCUACAAGGGGCGGUUUCGUGACCCGGGUUCGGAGAACGAGUUUGCGGAUGACGAGCACAGCACCGUGGAGGAAAGCGAAGGCCGGAGAGAUUCCCUCUUCAUCCCCAUCCGCGGCCGCGACCGCAGGAGCAGCUACAGCGGGUACAGCGGGUACAGCCAGGGCAGCCGCUCCUCACGGAUCUUCCCCAACCUCCGCCGCAACGUGAAGAGGAACAGCACGGUGGACUGCAACGGCGUGGUGUCCCUCAUCGGUGGCCCCCCUUCCAGCAUGCCCGGGGGACGCCUUCUGCCUGAGGGCACUACUGAAAUCGAAAUCAGAAAGAAGCCUGGUGGGUCUCUCCUGGUCUCCAUGGAUCAGGUGAACGCAUCCUAUGGAAGAAAGGAUCGAACCAACAGCGUGAUGACGGGGUUGACAAAUACCCUUGUUGAGGAGCUGGAAGAGUCCCAGAGGAAGUGUCCCCCUUGCUGGUAUAAAUUUGCCAAUACAUUCUUGAUCUGGGAAUGCCACCCGUACUGGAUGAAGCUGAAGGAGAUAGUGAACUUAAUUGUCAUGGAUCCUUUUGUUGACUUGGCCAUCACCAUCUGUAUUGUGCUGAACACCUUGUUCAUGGCGAUGGAGCACCAUCCUAUGACCCCAGAGUUUGAACACGUGCUCUCCGUAGGAAAUCUGGUUUUCACUGGAAUUUUCACAGCAGAAAUGUUCCUGAAGCUCAUCGCCAUGGAUCCCUACUAUUAUUUCCAAGAAGGCUGGAACAUCUUUGAUGGAUUUAUUGUCUCCCUCAGUUUAAUGGAGCUGGGUCUGGCAGAUGUGGAAGGACUUUCUGUGCUGCGAUCUUUCCGAUUGCUGAGAGUCUUCAAACUGGCCAAGUCCUGGCCCACUCUGAACAUGCUGAUAAAAAUCAUCGGUAACUCAGUGGGUGCUUUGGGGAACUUGACCUUGGUGCUAGCCAUCAUCGUGUUCAUCUUUGCUGUGGUGGGCAUGCAGCUCUUCGGCAAAAGCUACAAGGAGUGUGUCUGCAAGAUCAAUCCGGAGUGUGAGCUACCCCGCUGGCACAUGCACGAUUUCUUCCACUCCUUCCUUAUUGUCUUCCGUGUGUUGUGUGGGGAAUGGAUUGAGACCAUGUGGGAUUGUAUGGAAGUAGCAGGACAGGCCAUGUGCUUGAUUGUCUUCAUGAUGGUCAUGGUCAUCGGAAAUUUAGUGGUGCUGAACCUGUUCUUAGCCUUGCUACUGAGCUCCUUCAGUGCAGACAACUUGGCAGCAACAGAUGAUGAUGGGGAGAUGAACAACCUGCAGAUUUCUGUCAUUCGCAUCAAGAAGGGCAUUGCCUGGACCAAGGCAAAAGUGCGUGAGUUCAUGCAGGCUCAUUUCAAGCAGAGAGAGGCAGAUGAGGUUAAACCCUUGGAUGAAUUGUAUGACAAGAAGGUGAACUGCAUCGCCAACCAUACAGGGGCUGAUAUCAACAGAGACAUUGAUUAUCAGAAGAAUGGCAAUGGCACCACAAGCGGAAUUGGGAGCAGCGUGGAGAAGUACAUCAUAGAUGAAGAUCACAUGUCCUUCAUCAAUAACCCCAAUCUCACUGUCCGGGUGCCUAUUGCCGUAGGUGAAUCGGAUUUUGAAAAUCUCAACACAGAAGAUUUCAGCAGUGAUACAGAUCCCGACGGCAGCAAAGAGAAACUUGAUGAGACCAGCUCCUCUGAAGGUAGCACCAUCGAUAUAAAGCCUGAAGUGGAAGAAGUCCCUGUGGAGGCACCAGAGGAGUAUCUGGACCCUGACGCGUGCUUCACAGAAGGCUGCACGCAGCGCUGUAAAUGCUGCCAGGUCAAUAUUGAGGAAGGGCUGGGGAAGUCUUGGUGGACCUUGAGGAAGACUUGUUUUCUGAUCGUGGAGCACAAUUGGUUUGAGACUUUCAUCAUCUUUAUGAUCCUACUGAGCAGCGGUGCUCUGGCCUUCGAGGAUAUUUACAUAGAACAGAGGAAAACCAUCCGGACCAUCCUGGAGUACGCGGACAAAGUCUUCACUUACAUUUUCAUCCUGGAGAUGUUGCUGAAAUGGUGUGCUUAUGGAUUCGUCAAGUUCUUCACCAACGCCUGGUGCUGGCUGGAUUUCCUCAUUGUGGCUGUAUGUAUCCUCUCCUCCUUAUUUCUGGUUGGAAAAAAAAAAAUGUUAGUUGGAGGAAUGCUGGGUCUUGUUUUCUUCUCUGCAGGCCUGAAGACCAUUGUGGGUGCCCUAAUUCAGUCUGUGAAGAAGCUGUCGGAUGUAAUGAUCUUGACAGUGUUUUGUCUCAGUGUCUUUGCUCUCAUCGGGUUGCAGCUCUUUAUGGGCAAUUUAAGGAACAAAUGUGUAAUAUGGCCAAUUAACGUGAACGAGACUUUCCUGGAUAACGGCUCGAAGGGCUUUGACUGGGAGGAAUACACCAACAAUAUGUCAAAUUUUUACAUAAUUCCUGGCGCCCCUGAUCCUUUGCUCUGUGGUAACAGCUCGGAUGCAGGCCAAUGUCCGGAGGGUUACACGUGCAUGAAAGCAGGACGGAACCCCAACUACGGUUACACGAGCUUUGACACUUUCAGCUGGGCUUUCCUGGCUUUAUUUCGCCUUAUGACUCAGGACUUCUGGGAAAACUUGUAUCAAUUGACCUUACGAGCAGCAGGAAAAACCUACAUGAUCUUCUUUGUCUUGGUGAUCUUUGUGGGAUCGUUCUACCUGGUCAAUCUCAUUUUGGCUGUGGUGGCCAUGGCUUAUGAAGAGCAGAACCAGGCCACGCUGGAGGAGGCAGAGCAGAAAGAGGCAGAAUUUAAGGCCAUGUUGGAGCAACUGAAAAAGCAGCAGGAAGAAGCACAGGCCGCUGCCAUGGUCACUUCGGCAGGGACCGUCUCUGAGGAUGCUGUGGAAGAUGAUGGUGGGGGGAGGAUGUCUCGGAGCUCCUCUGAGAUUUCCAAACUCAGUUCCAAGAGUGCCAAGGAGCGUCGAAACAGGAGGAAGAAGCGAAAGGACAAGGAACUGUCAGAAGGAGAUGAGAAGUGUGACACUGAGAAGGUGUUCAAGUCCGAGUCUGAGGAUGGCAUGAGGAGGAAGGCAUUUAGGCUGCCAGAUAACAGGCUAGGAAGGAAGUUUUCCAUCAUGAACCAGUCUCUCCUCAGCAUCCCAGGCUCCCCUUUCCUCUCCCGACACAACAGCAAGAGCAGCAUCUUCAGCUACAAGGGGCGGUUUCGUGACCCGGGUUCGGAGAACGAGUUUGCGGAUGACGAGCACAGCACCGUGGAGGAAAGCGAAGGCCGGAGAGAUUCCCUCUUCAUCCCCAUCCGCGGCCGCGACCGCAGGAGCAGCUACAGCGGGUACAGCGGGUACAGCCAGGGCAGCCGCUCCUCACGGAUCUUCCCCAACCUCCGCCGCAACGUGAAGAGGAACAGCACGGUGGACUGCAACGGCGUGGUGUCCCUCAUCGGUGGCCCCCCUUCCAGCAUGCCCGGGGGACGCCUUCUGCCUGAGGGCACUACUGAAAUCGAAAUCAGAAAGAAGCCUGGUGGGUCUCUCCUGGUCUCCAUGGAUCAGGUGAACGCAUCCUAUGGAAGAAAGGAUCGAACCAACAGCGUGAUGACGGGGUUGACAAAUACCCUUGUUGAGGAGCUGGAAGAGUCCCAGAGGAAGUGUCCCCCUUGCUGGUAUAAAUUUGCCAAUACAUUCUUGAUCUGGGAAUGCCACCCGUACUGGAUGAAGCUGAAGGAGAUAGUGAACUUAAUUGUCAUGGAUCCUUUUGUUGACUUGGCCAUCACCAUCUGUAUUGUGCUGAACACCUUGUUCAUGGCGAUGGAGCACCAUCCUAUGACCCCAGAAUUUGAACACGUGCUCUCCGUAGGAAAUCUGGGUACUACUGAAAUCGAAAUCAGAAAGAAGCCUGGUGGGUCUCUCCUGGUCUCCAUGGAUCAGGUGAACGCAUCCUAUGGAAGAAAGGAUCGAACCAACAGCGUGAUGACGGGGUUGACAAAUACCCUUGUUGAGGAGCUGGAAGAGUCCCAGAGGAAGUGUCCCCCUUGCUGGUAUAAAUUUGCCAAUACAUUCUUGAUCUGGGAAUGCCACCCGUACUGGAUGAAGCUGAAGGAGAUAGUGAACUUAAUUGUCAUGGAUCCUUUUGUUGACUUGGCCAUCACCAUCUGUAUUGUGCUGAACACCUUGUUCAUGGCGAUGGAGCACCAUCCUAUGACCCCAGAAUUUGAACACGUGCUCUCCGUAGGAAAUCUGGUUUUCACUGGAAUUUUCACAGCAGAAAUGUUCCUGAAGCUCAUCGCCAUGGAUCCCUACUAUUAUUUCCAAGAAGGCUGGAACAUCUUUGAUGGAUUUAUUGUCUCCCUCAGUUUAAUGGAGCUGGGUCUGGCAGAUGUGGAAGGACUUUCUGUGCUGCGAUCUUUCCGAUUGCUGAGAGUCUUCAAACUGGCCAAGUCCUGGCCCACUCUGAACAUGCUGAUAAAAAUCAUCGGUAACUCAGUGGGUGCUUUGGGGAACUUGACCUUGGUGCUAGCCAUCAUCGUGUUCAUCUUUGCUGUGGUGGGCAUGCAGCUCUUCGGCAAAAGCUACAAGGAGUGUGUCUGCAAGAUCAAUCCGGAGUGUGAGCUACCCCGCUGGCACAUGCACGAUUUCUUCCACUCCUUCCUUAUUGUCUUCCGUGUGUUGUGUGGGGAAUGGAUUGAGACCAUGUGGGAUUGUAUGGAAGUAGCAGGACAGGCCAUGUGCUUGAUUGUCUUCAUGAUGGUCAUGGUCAUCGGAAAUUUAGUGGUGCUGAACCUGUUCUUAGCCUUGCUACUGAGCUCCUUCAGUGCAGACAACUUGGCAGCAACAGAUGAUGAUGGGGAGAUGAACAACCUGCAGAUUUCUGUCAUUCGCAUCAAGAAGGGCAUUGCCUGGACCAAGGCAAAAGUGCGUGAGUUCAUGCAGGCUCAUUUCAAGCAGAGAGAGGCAGAUGAGGUUAAACCCUUGGAUGAAUUGUAUGACAAGAAGGUGAACUGCAUCGCCAACCAUACAGGGGCUGAUAUCAACAGAGACAUUGAUUAUCAGAAGAAUGGCAAUGGCACCACAAGCGGAAUUGGGAGCAGCGUGGAGAAGUACAUCAUAGAUGAAGAUCACAUGUCCUUCAUCAAUAACCCCAAUCUCACUGUCCGGGUGCCUAUUGCUGUAGGUGAAUCGGAUUUUGAAAAUCUCAACACAGAAGAUUUCAGCAGUGAUACAGAUCCCGACGGCAGCAAAGAGAAACUUGAUGAGACCAGCUCCUCUGAAGGUAGCACCAUUGAUAUAAAGCCUGAAGUGGAAGAAGUCCCUGUGGAGGCACCAGAGGAGUAUCUGGACCCUGACGCGUGCUUCACAGAAGGCUGCACGCAGCGCUGUAAAUGCUGCCAGGUCAAUAUUGAGGAAGGGCUGGGGAAGUCUUGGUGGACCUUGAGGAAGACUUGUUUUCUGAUCGUGGAGCACAAUUGGUUUGAGACUUUCAUCAUCUUUAUGAUCCUACUGAGCAGCGGUGCUCUGGCCUUCGAGGAUAUUUACAUAGAACAGAGGAAAACCAUCCGGACCAUCCUGGAGUACGCGGACAAAGUCUUCACUUACAUUUUCAUCCUGGAGAUGUUGCUGAAAUGGUGUGCUUAUGGAUUCGUCAAGUUCUUCACCAACGCCUGGUGCUGGCUGGAUUUCCUCAUUGUGGCUGUAUGUAUCCUCUCCUCCUUAUUUCUGGUUGGAAAAAAAAAAAUGUUAGUUGGAGGAAUGCUGGGCUCUAAGAAAGUUUUCACUGGAAUUUUCACAGCAGAAAUGUUCCUGAAGCUCAUCGCCAUGGAUCCCUACUAUUAUUUCCAAGAAGGCUGGAACAUCUUUGAUGGAUUUAUUGUCUCCCUCAGUUUAAUGGAGCUGGGUCUGGCAGAUGUGGAAGGACUUUCUGUGCUGCGAUCUUUCCGAUUGCUGAGAGUCUUCAAACUGGCCAAGUCCUGGCCCACUCUGAACAUGCUGAUAAAAAUCAUCGGUAACUCAGUGGGUGCUUUGGGGAACUUGACCUUGGUGCUAGCCAUCAUCGUGUUCAUCUUUGCUGUGGUGGGCAUGCAGCUCUUCGGCAAAAGCUACAAGGAGUGUGUCUGCAAGAUCAAUCCGGAGUGUGAGCUACCCCGCUGGCACAUGCACGAUUUCUUCCACUCCUUCCUUAUUGUCUUCCGUGUGUUGUGUGGGGAAUGGAUUGAGACCAUGUGGGAUUGUAUGGAAGUAGCAGGACAGGCCAUGUGCUUGAUUGUCUUCAUGAUGGUCAUGGUCAUCGGAAAUUUAGUGGUGCUGAACCUGUUCUUAGCCUUGCUACUGAGCUCCUUCAGUGCAGACAACUUGGCAGCAACAGAUGAUGAUGGGGAGAUGAACAACCUGCAGAUUUCUGUCAUUCGCAUCAAGAAGGGCAUUGCCUGGACCAAGGCAAAAGUGCGUGAGUUCAUGCAGGCUCAUUUCAAGCAGAGAGAGGCAGAUGAGGUUAAACCCUUGGAUGAAUUGUAUGACAAGAAGGUGAACUGCAUCGCCAACCAUACAGGGGCUGAUAUCAACAGAGACAUUGAUUAUCAGAAGAAUGGCAAUGGCACCACAAGCGGAAUUGGGAGCAGCGUGGAGAAGUACAUCAUAGAUGAAGAUCACAUGUCCUUCAUCAAUAACCCCAAUCUCACUGUCCGGGUGCCUAUUGCCGUAGGUGAAUCGGAUUUUGAAAAUCUCAACACAGAAGAUUUCAGCAGUGAUACAGAUCCCGACGGCAGCAAAGAGAAACUUGAUGAGACCAGCUCCUCUGAAGGUAGCACCAUCGAUAUAAAGCCUGAAGUGGAAGAAGUCCCUGUGGAGGCACCAGAGGAGUAUCUGGACCCUGACGCGUGCUUCACAGAAGGCUGCACGCAGCGCUGUAAAUGCUGCCAGGUCAAUAUUGAGGAAGGGCUGGGGAAGUCUUGGUGGACCUUGAGGAAGACUUGUUUUCUGAUCGUGGAGCACAAUUGGUUUGAGACUUUCAUCAUCUUUAUGAUCCUACUGAGCAGCGGUGCUCUGGCCUUCGAGGAUAUUUACAUAGAACAGAGGAAAACCAUCCGGACCAUCCUGGAGUACGCGGACAAAGUCUUCACUUACAUUUUCAUCCUGGAGAUGUUGCUGAAAUGGUGUGCUUAUGGAUUCGUCAAGUUCUUCACCAACGCCUUCGAGGAUAUUUACAUAGAACAGAGGAAAACCAUCCGGACCAUCCUGGAGUACGCGGACAAAGUCUUCACUUACAUUUUCAUCCUGGAGAUGUUGCUGAAAUGGUGUGCUUAUGGAUUCGUCAAGUUCUUCACCAACGCCUGGUGCUGGCUGGAUUUCCUCAUUGUGGCUGUCUCUUUAGUCAGCCUUGUAGCUAAUGCCCUGGGCUACUCGGAACUAGGUGCCAUAAAGUCCCUUAGGACACUAAGAGCUUUGAGGCCUUUAAGAGCGUUGUCCCGAUUUGAGGGGAUGAGGGUGGUUGUCAACGCCUUGGUUGGCGCUAUCCCUUCCAUUAUGAAUGUGUUGUUGGUCUGCCUUAUCUUCUGGCUGAUUUUCAGCAUUAUGGGGGUUAACCUGUUUGCCGGGAAAUAUCAUUACUGCUUUAAUGAAACAGCUGAGGAGCGCUUCGAAAUAGAUAUUGUUAACAACAAGACAGACUGCGAAGCGCUGAUGCCGCCCAACUCCACUGAGAUUCGAUGGAAGAAUGUGAAAAUUAACUUUGACAACGUCGGGGCAGGAUAUCUGGCUCUUCUGCAAGUUGCUACCUUCAAGGGCUGGAUGGACAUCAUGUACGCAGCAGUGGACUCCAGAAAGCAAGAAGAGCAACCCAAGUACGAGGACAACAUUUACAUGUACAUAUAUUUUGUUAUCUUCAUUAUCUUCGGCUCCUUUUUCACCCUGAACUUGUUUAUUGGUGUCAUCAUCGACAACUUCAAUCAACAAAAGAAAAAGUUUGGAGGUCAAGAUAUUUUCAUGACAGAAGAACAAAAGAAGUACUAUAAUGCCAUGAAAAAACUGGGCUCAAAGAAGCCUCAGAAACCUAUUCCCCGACCUCUGAACCGCAUCCAAGGGGCUGUCUUUGACUUUGUCACUCAGCAAGCAUUUGAUAUAGUCAUCAUGAUGCUCAUUUGCCUCAACAUGGUGACCAUGAUGGUGGAGACGGACACACAAAGCAAGCAGAUGGAGGACAUCCUUUACUGGAUCAACCUGGUGUUUGUCAUCUUCUUCACCUGUGAGUGUGUGCUGAAGAUGUUCGCCUUGCGGCACUAUUAUUUCACCAUCGGGUGGAACAUUUUUGACUUCGUGGUUGUGAUUCUGUCCAUUGUGGGAAUGUUCCUGGCUGAAAUCAUUGAGAAGUAUUUUGUGUCGCCCACUCUCUUCCGAGUCAUCCGACUGGCUCGCAUUGGACGUAUCCUGCGUUUGAUCAAAGGAGCCAAAGGGAUCCGCACCUUGCUUUUUGCCUUAAUGAUGUCCUUGCCUGCCUUGUUCAACAUUGGCCUCUUGCUGUUCUUGGUCAUGUUCAUCUUCUCCAUCUUUGGCAUGUCAAACUUUGCCUAUGUCAAGCAUGAGGCAGGCAUAGAUGAUAUGUUCAACUUUGAGACCUUUGGCAACAGCAUGAUCUGCUUGUUCCAGAUCACUACAUCAGCUGGUUGGGAUGGGCUCCUGCUGCCCAUCCUAAACCGGCCUCCAGACUGCGACCUCGACAAGGAGCACCCUGGGAGUGGUUUUAAGGGGGAUUGUGGGAACCCUUCAGUGGGGAUAUUUUUCUUUGUGAGUUACAUCAUCAUCUCCUUCCUGAUCGUGGUCAACAUGUACAUUGCCAUCAUCUUGGAGAACUUUAGCGUGGCGACAGAGGAGAGCGCCGAUCCAUUAAGUGAGGAUGACUUUGAGACCUUCUACGAGAUCUGGGAGAAGUUUGACCCCGACGCCACCCAAUUCAUAGAGUACAGCAAGCUGGCAGACUUUGCUGAUGCUUUGGAACAUCCUCUCCGCGUCCCCAAACCCAACACCAUCGAACUCAUCGCCAUGGACCUGCCUAUGGUAAGUGGAGACAGGAUCCACUGUUUAGACAUCCUGUUUGCCUUCACCAAACGCGUCCUGGGGGACAGUGGGGAGCUGGAUAUCCUGAGACAGCAGAUGGAGGAACGAUUCGUGGCAUCCAACCCUUCCAAAGUGUCUUAUGAGCCCAUCACAACGACGCUGCGGCGGAAGCAGGAAGAGGUUUCGGCGGUGGUUAUCCAGAGGGCCUACAGGGUUCGUUUAGCGCGACGGGGCUUUAUUAGCCGAAGGCCCGCCCCCACGAAACUGGAAAAUGGAGGAACAAACAGGGAGAAAAAGGAAGGCACCCCGUCCACGGCCUCCCUCCCCUCCUACGACAGCGUCACCAAGCCCGAGAAGGAGAAGCAGCAACGGGCAGAGGAAGGAAGACGAGAAAGAGCGAAAAGGCAAAAAGACGUCAGGGAAUCCAAGUGUUGAGACAAAAAUAAUAGAAUUGUACAAAUUAAAAUACAUGCAAGUGAAAAGAUUGUUUACAAACUUCAUGAAAUAUAUCAAUACAGAACAGCUGUGGAGACACUUACCUGAAGAUCUUAUACCAAACAUAGUCUGCUUACUGUGUGACAGCGUUGCAUCUAAAGCAGUGACCUACCACCUGUUUAAAGGACCCUUGUAAACAAACAUUUAAACACAAAAAAAAGGAAAAAAAAUGGAUUUUCUAUUGUUUGGGCAGGUGGAUACUGCAUGUUCCACAUCAGUCAAUGCAACUUAGGACAAACAAGCAAAAUAAAACACACACACACACACACACAGAAACAAAACCCGCUGCUGGGAUUCAUAUAUUUUCCAAAGCAGCCAAAAAAGGAUUUUAUUUUCCCGUUUUGUUGAUUAUUAUUGAAAGAAAACCCAGAAGUCACAAUCUUAAAGGGUUUGUUCAUGCAAAACUAGAUUUGCAUUUAGUUAAGCAGCAAAAAAAAAAAAAAGAAAAAAGAAAAAACAGAAAAAAGUUUAAAAUAAGUUAAAAAAAAAAACGGAAAAAAGAAACAAACCACCCAUUUAGCCCAUGCCAUUUAAUUGUCAUAGUUUAUUUGAUAUUUAUUAUCUCUGCAUUCUACUUUCUACAUGGGCUUUACUUGGUUUGGGAGAUGGGGUAAUCGGGUACCUUCAGCCCGGAGACAGCUCGGGCUGAUCCCCCCCCCCAAAAAAAGUGCUCGUUCAACGCGUAGAAGCGACUUGCAUGAUGGCAUGCCGUGACAGGGACCAUGCAUGAGGAACCAUUAGACCACAGACACUCCCUAGUCUGUCCACAGCAGUGUGUUAAGCCAUAAAUCCCAGGCACUCCACUGACUGCCAUAUACACUGGAUUUGGGAGAUAAACUCUAACACUGACCGUCCCCUCCGCCCGGCCUUCCCCACCCCUCACAGACCCGCCAGUAGGAGGAAAAAAAAAAACAAACAACAAACCAACAAAAAGAAACGAGCGGAGGAAAUAAUUGUGUGUGUAUGUUUAACGACUUGUCUGGUUUUUUUUCCAUACAGCCAUCUUUUUGCACACUGAAAUAUAACGAAACUAAAAUGCUGCUCUGGACCUCGUCAGAGGGGAGGUGAUUAAAAACUGGGAAUGGCUUGUUAUACUCUGUCACUGUAAAACCAAAAUCUAGGGCUUAAGUACCAGUCAAUAAGUUCAUUUGUAUUCCUGCAAUAUUUAUCAUUAAUACCAAUUAUUAUUCAGCCUCCAUCCUGCAGCGUAGACACUUCUUUUUAUUUUAUUUUUUUUUUUUUUUGGUGUAGAGAUAAGUGCAAUGAAAAAUCAGCGUGUUAUCUCUACGGGAGACGUGGGCAGCAGCCCCCAAGGUGUCCUGCUGGGGCUGGGGCCAUGCCCCGUGGUUUUGGGCACCCCCUUUGCCCUGGGGGUGGCUUCAGGACCCCCAGCUCCCCUGGGGUGGCCGCUGCAGGGGGACCCGUGGCCAGGAGGGCUCUGAGGGGGGAGCAGCCCCAUCCUGGGCUCCAGAGCCUUCUCCUUCACCCCGACUCUGGCAGCUCCACGGGGCAGGGGGGAGCUGGAGCUGCCUCUUCCCAGUAGGAAGGAAAUGGAGAGCCAAGUCCAAACGUCUCUUUUUCUCAAAGCCCAGACUCAGCCCCUCUUCCCUGGUGUCCUCCUCUUCAAGCCAGCGCUCGGCCACCGCUCUUGGCUGGGGUUUUUGGCUUUUUUUUUGUUUUUUCAGGGCCAGCGUGGGUCUCCUGGCCAGGGUGGGGGUCUCACCCGCUGGCGGUGGGAAGGAGAACGAGGGGUCGGUGCCCAGGUCCCUUGGGUGUGGACCAAAUCAAGGGUACCCAGAAUUGGGGGGAAAAAAAAAACCCAAGAGGACAGACCCGGAUAGCAGGAGGAGGCUUGGUUGGCAUCAUCUCACAACCCAGAAAAUGACAGGAGUCACUUAAAAACCCCAAACCCAGCAGGAAGCCCCCCUCCCCGCGGCUCCCGGGGCCGGGUCCUGCCCCCAGGAGCUCAGCCAGGAACCCGGUCUGUCCCGUCAGCUCUUGCCCCAGUUGCUCCUAGGAUGUGAUGUAUAAUAACAAAGAAAAAAAAAAAAACAAAACUACAUACAUAUGUACAGGCUACGUUGUAAACAGCACAAAAGAGAAAAAAAAAAAAUAGCUGAAAAGUGUGGUUGAACUUUUUAAGAGAAUAUUAUAAAUACUGUAAUAUAUCAUUUUAUUUUAUCGGCAUGCCUUUUUGUAAAUACAAAGAACUACAAAAAUAAUAGAAUGGCUUCUGGCUUAUGCCAUUGUCCAUGUUUAUUUUUAUUUUUUUAAUAUUUUUCUGUUUUCCUUAGACUUUAGAUAGCCAGUAAACAUCCCCCAAAGAAAAAAAAAAAAAAGACAAACAAACCUCUACCCACCUAGAUUUUAAAAAAAAAUGCUUUAUUGCAAUUGAUCUUUGAAACAGCAAAAGUAUAUAUUUUUUGGGUUCCAAUGUGCAAUAAGUUGACCACUUCUAUGCAAGAUUUGGCUAAACUUCAUAAUUGUUCUUAAGCUGGGCUAUUGGCUCGUAGGUGAAGCUUGGUACGUUUAGCGUUCGUGCUGGCCAUUUCAUUAAGCUACUCAAUUACUUUAAAAUAAAAAGUCCCUUCAAACUAUGUCUAUGUAUUUAUUUUUUUUACCAUCAGAUCUGUAUUAAAUGCAAGAGGCCAGUGGUGCUGAGACCAAAGGGGAGCGGAGCGGUUCUUCAGCUGUUGGGUUUGGCCGCCGACUGUCCUUCUGCUCAGAGGAGAGUUUCCUGGGGGGGGGUUGGGUGGGUUUUCUCUCCAAGUUCCCUUCCUUGGGCAGAUGUUUCCACCAGCUGUGGCUCUGGGUUCUGAUGGCGCCGGGUUCCUGCACAUCGACCCCAGGGGAGGCCAAGGACGAGGAGGAACCGUUGGUCGCAGAGCGUUGGGGACGUUGGUGUCCUUCACCAGCCCCUGAAUUCAGAUGCCUACACAGGAUUUACGGUCAGGGUGGUGGGAAUCAAGCAAGGGUGGGGGAUGGCGUCGAUUAAAAAGUCGUAGCCAAACAUCAAGACAACAACUCUUCCCUCCCCCACUUAUAAAAUCCUCCCUUUGGGGUUAAUUUGUGACUGUUCUUCAAAGAGCAGGGGGGAAGGGCGAUCAAGAAAUACCAAUUCAAGCUGCUUUAUUCACUUUUCCUGUUCACCUUUUCUUAAAAUAUAGAAGCCGAUGUUGAACAAAACAAAUUGAAAUAAAACCAUGAUGUUAUAUAGAGGCCACACCCGAGUUUGAAUUAUUUUCUGCUGAAAAAAAAAAUAAAAUGUUAAAGCUGUAAAAGAUCAAUAGUGAAGAUUAGUGUAUUAGAAAUUGCAUGGUGGCUCAUAAUGAUCUUACCCAACAUGAUUAACAAUUGCGUUACUAUAAGCCAAAAGAAAUGAAAAUAAAUGUUACCCUUUUCACUGAA
This is a messenger RNA of Calidris pugnax (ruff), 14833 nucleotides long. RefSeq names its product sodium channel, voltage gated, type VIII alpha subunit (gene SCN8A). The transcript is spliced from 51 exons. NCBI's taxonomy places the organism in Eukaryota, Metazoa, Chordata, Aves, Charadriiformes, Scolopacidae. The record is from RefSeq and is a predicted model, not a curated record. Gene Ontology annotation, molecular function: voltage-gated sodium channel activity; protein binding. Gene Ontology annotation, biological process: sodium ion transmembrane transport; membrane depolarization during action potential; neuronal action potential. The coding region runs from base 194 to 11365 and encodes 3723 amino acids. Gene Ontology annotation, cellular component: plasma membrane; axon; voltage-gated sodium channel complex.